CGUUCUCGGCGCUAUCGGAACGAAACCUCGGCGAGGGAGCUCGACGUCGUCUUCUCUCCUUCCUCCUCCCUUGCCACGAGAUUGAUCCUCCCUCCCCCUUUCUCUUCUUCGAAACCGUUGCCUGUGGCUGAGAGAGGGAGAGACCUUGAAAUUCUCCAUUCCAUUGUUCUUCCUUCUCUCAUCAUCUCUGUGUGUGUGUGUGUGUGUGUUCUGUCCGCUUGCAGCCGGUGGAUGUUAGAGCUGAGCUGCCGCUGCUGGAGGCCUGAUUCGUGAGUUUUUCCUCCCUUCGAUGCAUGCCGUCAACUUCUACUUUCUUCCCCUGUUCUGUCGGUGCUGUUUGGGUGAGCGAGAGGAGCUUGAAUUCUUCCUUCCAUUCCUCUUUUGAUCAUUGGAUAAAAAACUGAGUUUCAAACGACAGUUGUGGGUGUUUCACAUUAUUCAAUCUUUAUUUUCAUUCCCAUACGUAAUGGGUCAUACUGAUACCUUGGAGUACCCCAUAUCAGAGCAUACGCUUCAGUUAUUGUUUGGGGCUUCAAACUCGACUGACUUAGAAAAGUCCUUAGAAAUUCUCAUAGAAAUUUCCAAAUCUGCUUCUGGGCGUUCAGAGCUUGCUUCCAAAGGACUUCUCCCAGCAGUGCUGGAGAUAAUUCACUCUGUGCAUUGUACCUCACGGUAUCAUUUUCUUUCACUGUCUUUGAAGUUCCUUAGAAAUCUAUGUGCUGGAGAAAUUGCAAAUCAAAACUCAUUUGUUGAGCUCAAGGGGGCUGGUAUUGUCUCAAAUGUUUUAAACGGAUUGGUUCGUGUGGGUUUGCAGGUUUUGGCAAAUGUUUCAUUGGCUGGGAAAGAACAUCAGCAUGCUGUUUGGGAAGAACUCUAUCCUAAUGGUUUUGUAUCUCUUGCAAGACUCCGGAGCAAGGAGACUUGCGAUCCCUUGUGUAUGAUAAUCUAUACAUGUUGUGAUGGGAAUCCUGAAUUAGUUAGAAAGCUUUACAGUGAUCGUGGGUGGCCUAUAAUGGUAGAAAUUGUGAGAACUGCUUCUUGUGCAGUUGGUUUUGGAGAAGACUGGUUAAAGUUACUCCUUUCAAGAGUAUGCUGGGAAGAAUCUCAGUUGCCUCUAUUGUUCGCUAAAUUAUGGUCUGGGGCUGCUCCUGAGGGUGAAGUUACUAAAUCUAGAGAUGAUCAGUUAACAUCUGAACAAGCAUUUCUUUUAGGAAUUCUAGCAGAGGUCUUGAAUGAAAAGAUUUCUGAUAUCACUAUUAUAAAGGAUGUUACAAUGUUUGUUUAUGAAAUAUUCAAGCAGUCUAUUGGGGUUCUUGAGCACACCCCUAAAGCCAAGUCUGGUAUACCUACUGGCUGUGCUUCCAUUGACGUUCUUGGAUACUCUAUGAGCAUAUUGAGAGAUAUUUGUGCCCAAGAUGAUGCGGCAGCAGGUAGCAAAGGGGAUGCAGAGGAUGCUGUUAAUGAAUUAUUAUCACAUGGCCUCAUUGAUUUGCUUUUGUCCUUGCUUCAUGAUCUUGAGCCUCCAGCAAUAAUCAGGAAAGCAGUAACACAAUCUGACAACCGAGACGAAGCUGAACCAUCUAGGCUGUGGAAACCCUGCCUGUACAAGGGAUUUAGGAGAGACAUUGUUGCUCUUGUGGGGAAUUGUGUGUACAGAAGAAAGCAUGCGCAAGAUGAGGUAAGGAAGAAAAAUGGAAUAAUGCUGCUAUUGCAACAGUGUGUUACUGAUGAUGACAAUCCAUUCCUUAGGGAGUGGGGAAUAUGGUCAGUGAGGAAUAUGUUGGAGGGGAAUGAGGAGAACCAAAGGGUAGUUGCAGAGCUGGAGGUUCAGGGAUCUGUUGACUUGCCGCAAAUUUCAGCACUUGGACUUAGGGUUGAAGUUGAUCAGAAAACUAGACGUGCAAAGCUUGUAAAUAAUGCCCCAUGAAAAUUCACCUUGAAUGGGAUGCAUCUAUCAAUGGCGUCUUAAGAAGAAAGUGCAUUCUUCAGAAAAUGAAGAGUAGAUCUCUGAAGCAUAUUCAUUGAAACAACCAGGCCUUGUUUUGACCUUUUUUUAGGCGGAGUUUGUAUUUUUUCUCACUUCAGCUAUAGGUAAUUAAAUCUUAAAUUUGGCUAUGCAUCUCUUGUCGGUUUUCCUUUUGAUCUACAUCUUGGCUGAUAAAUUACGUAGGAUGGAUAAUGAAUUCAUUAGAGGGCUAACAAGUAACAACAGAUAAACUGUAUACGAAAUUUGAAUUAUAUUUAACAAUUUUUGUCGUUUUAGCCAUGUACAUUACAAAUUAUAAUGUUCAUUUUUUUUAGCAGACUUGUAUCAUCCUUA
Messenger RNA from Prosopis cineraria, 2320 nucleotides. RefSeq lists its product as uncharacterized. NCBI's taxonomy places the organism in Eukaryota, Viridiplantae, Streptophyta, Magnoliopsida, Fabales, Fabaceae. Bases 467 to 1927 code for a protein of 486 amino acids. The record is from RefSeq and is a predicted model, not a curated record. Gene Ontology annotation, cellular component: cytosol. The transcript is spliced from 4 exons.